Messenger RNA from Neolamprologus brichardi, 472 nucleotides. The record is from RefSeq and is a predicted model, not a curated record. NCBI's taxonomy places the organism in Eukaryota, Metazoa, Chordata, Actinopteri, Cichliformes, Cichlidae.
CGCCGGCCUCGUCCGCUCCAAAUGGAUGGCACUUACGGCUGCUACAAAAAGAGAUGGAUCAAACAGGUGGAAGAUGAGAGCUGCUCGGCCAGUGUGGAGGAUGGCACAGAGUCCACCUCCUCCCAGCAAAGCACCAGUAGCAGAUCCACACCGAACCCCCUGUCCAGUGAAGUCACUGCGCCUUUUAAAAAGCGUCGCUCCAAGUAUAUUACAGAAAUAACACCAGCACCCUCGGACCACCUGCUUCGCCCGCUAUCACCCAUCACCCCUCCGCUUCCAGAGGACUCCCUCCACCCACUGCUCCAGACUCCCUGUGGCUCCCUGCUGCCCAACGGUCUGGCCUAUUCACCUCUGCCCUCGCUGCCUGCCAGCCGCUGCAACACGCCGUUGCAGUUUGAAAACAUAUCAUCCCCUGAGGCGUCUCCUGUCCAUCGUCCCGAGUCCAUAUCCCCUGAGGUACAUUUCUUCUCAC